AUGUUGCUCGACGACGUGGGUCAGCCCCUCGACGACGUCGUUGUGCUUGGUCCGAAAGAUAUAGACAUCCCACCCCAAAGUGAAGCCAUUAUCGCCGGAAUUCGAUCAUGGCUCAACCCCACACAGUAUGCAGAGGAUGGUAGCGAAUACAAGAAGCAUUUAUCCUCGCACCUCAAAGGCACCGGCCAGUGGGCCAUAGACUCAGCCAUUUUCCAGGAAUGGCGCGACAGCCCUGACCAAGGGAUACUGUGGAUUCGAGGAAUUCCCGGCGCCGGAAAGUCAGUCCACGCAGCAAACCUAAUCCACCAUCUAUCAAAAGAUGGUUGUCCGGUCCUCUACUUCUUCUUUAGGCAUACCAUCGAGGCGAACCAUCGCCCAGAGGCCGCCCUCCGAGACUGGCUCGCACAAGCACUCCCGUUCAGCCCGCCUCUGCAGCUCGAACUGAAAGAUAGAAUUAAGGAGGCUGUUGAAAAACUUACAAUUUCCGACCUCUGCCAGCUUGUGCGAGUAGCACUGGCGGGUAUCUCACAAGCAUAUUGCGUCGUAGAUGCCCUAGACGAGAUGGACCAAACAAUGCUUGAGCCUUUUCUUCAAAUGCUCGACGACUUGGGCCACUGGCGGCCCGAUUCAAUCAAGUUAAUUAUCACAAGCCGUCCUGUCGCUAUUGUGGAACGCAUAGUAAGGAAUAUUCGACUUCUCGAUGUUCGACUAGACAAAGAGCUGGUGGAGCCAGAUAUCGUCGUGUAUCUGUGGCACAGACUUCGCCAGUCAUACCUUUUGCCGGAAAGUCACUCAGCCGUCGUAGCCUACAUUCUCGACAAGGCUGAUGGCUUGUUCCUCUACGCAAAGCUGGCCAUGGAUGCCAUUUCGCACCUUGAAGACGAUGUCGAGGUUCAACAAGCUCUUGAUAGUCUGCCAGCGGACCUGACCGACAUGUACUCCAAUCUUCUCCAAGAGCACCUAAAACGCACUGGAAUCGCCCCACAGCUUCAGAUCCUGAUCCUGCAAUGUGUCACUCAUGCAAUUCGGCCAUUGCGUCUGCUCGAGAUCUCAGACUGUAUCGCUGUUACUCACCCGCAACAUGGAAAGGACGCUGGAACAUUGAAAGCUCUUGUGAGGUCAGCUUGUGGCCCACUUUUGGAAGUUCUCCCAGAUGAGACUGUUAGAGUUGUACACCAUUCACUCACAGAGUAUCUCCUGGGAAUCAUUCGGCCUGUCAAGGAUACCAUGGCCCCUUUUGUUGUCUUCGAAUCGGGCCCCACCCACGCACGAAUGGCCACGCUCUGUCUGUUGUAUCUUCAAUUGGGUGGCUUGGCUCAAUUGAAAGUUAAGCAGAGAUUCUGGGAUCUCGAAGUGAUCGAACAAGAAAUAUAUGCACCCUUCACAAACUACGCCUUGACAAAUUGGCAUGCUCAUGUCAAGAAAGCAGCGGCCUUGAGCCAUGAUCUACACUCGAUCAACGAUCAUCUUCAUCAACUAAUCGUUGGAGGCGACAAAGACAAUGCACGGAAGCUUUCACUCGCCGCCAAAUUGGGAGAUAAGUCUGAUAGACAACCCAGUGGGCGACUGCCAAAAGCACAUGCUGAUGCACUUCGACUCGCUAUCGCAUUAGACCUACCGUCUUUUGUCGAUAGCCUGCUUGAACGCUAUGGCACUGAACUCACAAAUUACGACCCUGAUAUUGACUAUUGUCCCUUGAUCUUUGCAGUCAACUCGGGCAAUUGCGACAUAGUCCAAUCCCUCAUUCGCCAUGGCGCGGACGUGAACGAGUAUGAUACACAUGGGGCCACACCGUUGCACACAGCUGUCGGCUGGGGUUACAGAAGCGGCAAGGGUAAUGCGAAGAUGGCAGGAAUAUUGCUCGACGCAGGUGCAGAUCCGGAAAAAGAUACAGGGGUUGACCAUCAUGUCUACGAUAACACCAUAGGUGGCCGCCCCGAGUACCCAGCCUGUAUGGUCGCCUUUCAAAGCGGGAACAAGGAGCUGGCUUCUGUUUUCAUGCCAUUUAUCAAAGGAGCGACUCAAGCCAGCCGUGCACUCGAUUGGGCUAUAGAUCGAGAUCGUGCAGGAAGAGCAGACGUUGUCGAUGUCAUCCUGCGCCACCCCGAUCUGGACGUCAACGGGACACCUAACAACAACAGGAGGGCCUCAUAUAUGACGCCCCUGUACAAGGCGUGUACGAAACGUAACUCUGAGCUCAUUCGCAAACUCUUGGCUUCUGGUGCGGACCCGAAUAUUCCACACAAUGGUGCAUCCGGGUUUGGCGCACCAGAAGCCAAUCAUGUAGGGUGCAACGUGCUGCACGCCCUAGCCAAUUGCGGUGACAGUUACUCAAACCCGACACCCUCUGAGGUCAGUGAAGAAGAAAUACAAGAAUGUUUCAGAUUGGUUAUCGCGGCGGGCGCGAACGUACAUCAAACCGACUUGAGAGGAUCUACCCCACUUCACGAGGCCGGAGACAAAGUUGCCGCACGAUGUCUUAUAGAGGCUGGAGCGGAUGUGAAUGCAAAAAAUAUAGAUGGUGAAACCCCGGUACAUCUCCUCACUGAUAUCGACCUCUUGGAAGCACUUUCAGACGUUUUUGACAUCAACACCAAAUCAUCGAGGUCUGAACAGACGCUAUUGAUGCGAGCAAUAGAUCAAAGUCGAUGGUUCAGCCUCGGAACGCGCAGUGAGAGCAAGGAACAGCAGUUUGCGAAGGCAUUGAAGCUCAUUGAAUUGGGAGCAGAUGUGUCACUUGUUGACAAAGAAGGUAGGAGCGCCCUACACUAUGCUGCCCAGAUGGAUGCAGAUUUGCCAAACCUCAAAAUCUUGUGGAAAAAGCUUAUCGAUGUCGGGGCAAACCCAAAUGCUCAGGAUAAAGACGGAGAAAUACCAUUGCACAAGCUUGGGAAGCGAUCGUGGGGAAACGAGACUACGAAAGAGAGUAUCGAAGCGUUCUUGGACAUCGCGCAGCCUGAUACUGAGAUCAAAGACAAUAAGGGACGGACCUCUUUGUUUAAGAUGAUUGACACUUCGGGUGACACAAGCACAAGCGAAAUAUUGGCGGUUCUCGAGUUGUUUGCCAAGGCAGGUGCUCGAUUCGAUGCAAGAGAUUUGCGAGGAAGGACACUGCUCCAUGCAGCAGCGCAGCAUCGUCGUGAAGAUACGACACAUCUCAAGUUCCUGGUUGAUCAAGGCCUCGAUCCGAAUAGUCAAGACGCAGAAGGGAACACAAUAUGGCAUGAAGGGGUACCGAUGUUCUGUAAUUGUAGGGUAUCGCCAAAUCUCUACAAGGGCUUCACAGCUCUGGGUGUAGAUCUUGCGAAGACCAACAAUCAGGGAAGAUCGCCGCUUCAUGUACUGAGUAAGUACAAUCAGUGGGUUGAAGAAAUGGGCAGCUGGGAGAAGCAAGAUGAUCCAACCUUGUUGGAGUACAUCCUCAAUGACGGACGCAUCAAUGUCAAUGCCGAAGACAAUCAAGGCGUCACUCCUUUGCACAACGCGUCGACAUUUUCUCCAUUUCUGGUCCAGCAAUUUCUCCGGGCAGGAGCCGACGCAACAAAGCAUACGGCCGAGGGUCUCAACGCCUUUCAUUUAGCCGCACGAUCCCGUCAAUCCAACGUCAUUGGGAUCCUCGUCUCUUGGUUGCGGUCGCAGGAUGACCAGGAUUCACUCCUCAACGCUGUCAACUACAAAGACGAGCAGGGCCGGACACCUCUGUACUAUGCCUGCGCGUCUGGUCGAUAUGAGUCUGUCCAGCUACUGGUGCAAGCUGGUGCAUCAGUUGAAAGUGAUAGCUAUCUUGGGUCUGCUUGGCACGGCUGUGCAGACUUUGAAGAAGAACAGCGGAGUGGAACUUGGAGGCGAUGGGAUGAUCCCAACGAUUAUGGACGUGUAUUUCCAGAAGCGCCCGCUGGGGGUGUUCUGAUUGCCGACACACUCCGACCCAAGCGACCACUUCCAGGUCGCGGGCAGCAAGUCCAACAUUUCCGCUUUGCUGUCGAACGCAUUGACGAAAUCGUGGACCUGCUCCUUGCUUGGGGUCCUGAUACUGCCUACAAGUAUCUCGACGAAGCCAUCAGAUGCUCUCUUGAGCAGCAAUUCGACUACACUGCCACAUGCCUUCUACGUGCACGCGAAGCGCUCGGAAUCACAACAACUCUCGACUGCCUAGACAGUGUAUCAGAAUGCGUUAAGAGGCGAGAGGCCGACAUGGAGCCGGGCAAAGCAAAUGGGAAGCAUAAAGAUGUAUAUCACCUUAUCCGCAUGAAGGAGUUCGAUGCUGCGAGCGAGCUUUUGCUGGAGGACCCUGAUAGACAUCUGCUCAAAACUGCGAGCAUACAGGGAACCCCAUGGAUAAAUAAUCUCACUGAGCUCGUCAAGAGCGGUUUCGCUUCGCUUGUCGACACUGCGCUCACUGCCGAGGUGAUGGCGAAGCUGAGAACUGCUCCGAAACAAGAGCAGAAAACAGCUAGAAAUAUUUUCCAGUCCCAACCGCGUGACGAAGAAAAUAAAGAAGAGCCUGUUAAAGAGGAGGAAACUAAUACUCAGUCCGACGAAAAAGUAGCCCAGCUACUUGAAGCUGCUUGUCUAACCGAGAGGCCCAAUAUGGAGGUCCUGCGUGUCCUCGUCGAGAAAAAGGGAAUUGACGUGAACAGUGCAACAACUGAAAAUUCUUACUGCCAAAGGACUAGACGAAACACAGUGCUCCAUGCUCUUGCUAAGAGUAGUCGUCUCGAGUGGUGGCAGCUGCACCAGGCAUUGCCAUUUCUGCUGGACAAAGACAAAGGCGCGGACACUGAAAUCUGCAACGGUCAAGGAAUGACUCCACUGCAAUUGUGUCUCGAAAGGAUCGGCGAGCCCUCUUUCAGCAAGGAGAUGGCCAAGCUUCUUCUUGCUGCGGGCGCAAAUCCCAACGCCGUCGACGAUCGCGACCGCUCAUGCUUGGCCAUCGCUAUGAAUAAUAGAGAAGUGUUCGAGAUGUUACUGAAUCAUGGCGCCAAAGUCUCACAUUCAGCUCUUGCGGCUGCUAUAGCUGCAAAAGACCCAGAUCUUUUGCAGCUUAUGCUGUCCUGCGAAGGCAUCGACCCCAACAUGCGAAAAGUGGGCAAAGAAGUUCCCGGCAGCCCGUCAGCGAACGGCAUGCACUUCACUCCUGCCAGACACGAUCCGAACGGCUCAAACGAGCUGUACCCAAUCGACUAUCUCUUAUGCAGUGUCUGCAGAAACGACGAGUCGAAUGCAAGCGCACGCAUGUUUGACCUCCUCCUUGCCCAUGGCGCCGACCUCGGUGCCAGGUAUGAGCGAACAACUAUAGUGCAUCGACUUCUGGGAAACCAGGGAGAUUCUUCUAGCACAAGCUACGGUGGCGAGAACGCAUUUUUGCUGCCUGUUCUGAAGCAUCCCAGUCUCGAUAUCGAGAUUCGCGAUAGUGAAGGUUCGACAUUACUUCUACAUGCAUGUCAGCGUGGAAAUUUGACCGCGAUCAACGCCCUUCUUGAUCGCAGCGCCGAUAUCCGUGCAAGAGAUAGCAAGGAUCACAACGCCCUGCAUCUCUUCGUUGGCAACAUCUACUACGCGUCGUUAUUCAGCCAACAAGUGAAACCCGACAAAGCGACACUUGGAAGAAAUAUCAUUGAACGCAUGACAUCACUUGCGCCUCAACUUCUGACCGAAGUAGAUGCCGAAGGGUGGACGCCCUUACACUCCAGUCUCCGACGCCCGUUCAACCUAAGCGAUGUGGAGGCCCUUCUCGAUGCAGGAGCAGACGUGAACGCUUCGAACACGAAAACACAUGACACUCCGCUUCACCUUCUCCUGGGCGGUGCAUUCCACAUCGAUGUCGACAAGCAAGGCUCGGCAGUGAUUACUGGAAAACGCAAGGAUCUGUUUCAGCGCUUCAUUUCCUUGGGAGCAAAUAUCAACGCGCGCAACACAGCUGGUGAAACACCCGCUUUCAACUUUUUCCGCCAGGGUAAAGUGGAAGUCAGUAUGAUUCUGUCCGAUGCUGAUGAGGCCGCCAUCAAGACUGUGCCACUUGGAGAUCAACGCUGGCAGCGUGACGAACUGGAACGGAAACGAAAGCGCGCUGUGGCCGUGGCACACGAACAUCGCCUCUGGGAAAUGUUUGAGAUGAGCGGGAUGGAUUGGUCGGCAACGGAUACGUCGCAGAAGACUUUGCUGCAUGUUGUGGCCGCGACCGUAGAACAGGAGUACGAGAAGCAUGUUGGGAGGGGGCCAGCACGGUUUCGGUUCCUGAUGGAUAAGGGCAUCGAUGUUUUGGCUGAGGACGAUAAACACCAGACUGCGCUAGACGUUGCGGCUGCCCUUGGAGCUGAAGACAUCUUGGAGAUGUUCAAGAAGAAAGACUGAUAGGGAUGUGGCGUUGAAUGUUGCCAAGUCCAAUUGCCCUAUGCUUCUAAUUGCUCAGAACGAUGGUGCACUUCUCUUUAAAACUCGGCUCGGACACUUUGCGUGUAGCUUGCGAGCAAUCCAUAUUCCACGUAAAACCUGAACAAGUCUCGGAGAACAGCGCUUUGGUAGUUCAAGACACCCCAGCCAUUAUCGAUAGUCUGUCCAGGCACCCAGAGGAAAGGUAUAUAAUCCAUCCACAGGCCUGUCCAAAUUAUAAGCAAACUACCAAAAGCUCUACCCCAGAUACCUUCUACCUACAGCUCAUAUAGCUUACCAAUCUGUGCUUGCUUUACGUACACGAUUCCCGUUACAACAAAACAUAUCCGCAAAAUUGACUCUCUCCCCUGGCUCCACAACUGCAACCCCUGGAUGAUUUCC
This is a messenger RNA of Paraphaeosphaeria sporulosa, 6774 nucleotides long. RefSeq names its product ankyrin. The transcript is spliced from 2 exons. Bases 1 to 6354 code for a protein of 2117 amino acids. The record is from RefSeq and is a predicted model, not a curated record. Gene Ontology annotation, molecular function: protein binding. Lineage: Eukaryota; Fungi; Ascomycota; Dothideomycetes; Pleosporales; Didymosphaeriaceae.